GGAGGGAGGCGAUGACAACGUGUCCAAACAUGGUAGUUGAGCAGGUAUGCGCACUGUGGCAAGUCUUUCCUUCAUGAGAGAGAAAAACAGAAGUUCAAACGGCUGAGACUCACAUGAAUGCAAGAACUGCUGCUGUCAUCUUGCCAUGGAACUGCAGAUGGAAAAACAAAAGCUCAGUAAUGGCCAGUUGAUUUUGGUGCCUCAUAAGGACACAAUCCGUCUGCUGGAGGUUUACGUCAAGCGCAGCCUCAGCGUAAACGAUGGGACACUGGGACAUAAGAGAGAUGAGAGUAAACAAAAGUGGGUGACAAAAAAGCCGAGACGACAUUCCAGUGACCCCUCGCUUCACUUUGAGGGGUUAACUGACAGCGAGCUUGGUCCAUUCUCUGCUGUCGAACCUCAAACAAAUACACUUGAACUGUGUCCCGAAGAAUCGGAGAAGGAGACCAAAAGGCACAAGGACAAGAAACCCUCAUUUUGGAAAAGCAUAAUAGGCUUCUUCUCUCGGAAGAGUGCUGAGGACAAAGAUGAGGAGGAGGACAAUAAACCCACAGCGACUUCCAAGGUAUCAAUGUCAUCAGAGGUGGUGUCUGAUGCUACUCCCACCUGCCUGCAUACAGCUUCUGUCACCUCACAUAAGAGCACGAGAAGAAAGUCCUUUAAAAGAAGGUUCUCCAAAAAGCGGCUGUCUGUGAUUAAAAGAGACAGUCGCAUCAUCCCUGCUGACAUUGGUGAAUUUGAAGCUGUCGUCAGCGUCGAACCGACAUACUCGUACUAUGAGAAGGUGUCGGAGGAAAUGGAAAAAAUUGUCCACGAGGUCAAAGAAAAAGAGGAAGAGCAAAGUCUUUCGGACGAGGAUGUAAUCAACAGGAUUAUCGCUCUGACAAAGGUGGAAGGUGACGCCAUAGAUAUUAAGCUGAAGGAUAAUCCCACUCUGAGCAACUUCUUCCAGGGAAUGACGUAUUCCUCCUUCCAGAAACUGGCUGAUGCUUAUCUCGAGGAAGAAGUGUCGCCCACACACAAUCCUCCCACCGUCCUGCCAACAGCGCCUGAGCUGGUCAAGCUGGCCUUCACACUCGACUUUACAGCAAGGGUGGCUUCUCUCUCCAGACAGAACAUAGGUCACAUUACAAGCCUGGGGAACCACUAUCUGCAGGAUCGAUUCAAAUAUGAACAGGCAUGCACAGAUCAUCCAUGAUUCUACGCAGAUGAUGCAAGAAUGUCACCACCCCCUCGGCUUCUUCCACAGAUGUGGCUAUGGGUGGUGUUGCAACGAGCUUCAGUUCCGUCUGCAAAUAUUUUUGUAAGAAAGGAAGAGCUGUCUGACGUGUACAAACUCAAGCAAGCACUCGUCUUACUUCUUAUGCUGAAACUAUGUUCCAGCAUGCAGGUAACGCAGUGCUUCGUGAAAGAGCAGCGGAACAGCAUUGGUCGAGUCAACACAUGCCUCAGUUGCUCUGAUUCAAUAAAGCUAAUUUUUACUAAA
This is a messenger RNA of Solea solea (common sole), 1486 nucleotides long. RefSeq lists its product as uncharacterized. The transcript is spliced from 6 exons. The record is from RefSeq and is a predicted model, not a curated record. Lineage: Eukaryota; Metazoa; Chordata; Actinopteri; Pleuronectiformes; Soleidae. The coding region runs from base 146 to 1198 and encodes 350 amino acids.